GCGGUUAGGUCAGUGUCGGGAGAUUAAGUGUGACUUCGGUUAAGAGGAAGAAAUAGAGGAAAAAUUAGAGAUCCCUGUGUUUAACGCUCCCACGCUCGCUCUCUCUCUCUCUCACUCUUUCUGGUCCCUCUCGAUUUGAAUGCUCCCAGUCCUCCCCGUCCCUCUCGAAAUAUCUAUGGUCCGUGCGUGUCGUUGUCAACGCCUGUCACAUGUACUACUUCAAGUCGGGCAUUGAGAAUUGUAGAAAAUUAGAGAAAUUCUGCGUGUGAUCGCUCGGCUGCCAUCGACGCUCUAGCCUCCAGGUCGAACCCGCGCCGGCGACUCGGUCAGCAUCAAUUGAAGGGAGUCUGUUCUGAGGGAGGCGACCCUUUUUCCAGACCGACUACGGAGCUCUUAGGGAGGAAACGCCAACAUGGUGGCGAUCGACAAGGAGAAGAUGAAGCAGGAGGGCCUCCAGCUCUUCGGGAAGCUCAUCCGGACCAAGGACCCCGCCCGGAUGCAAGGGGACGGACCCACCGACGACAGCACCAAGCUGAAGAAGGUGCUGACGACGUUGGACCUGACCUCCCUGGGCGUCGGUUCUUGCGUGGGAACCGGCAUGUACCUCGUGGCCGGUAUGGUGGCCAAGAAAGUGGCCGGGCCGGCGGUCAUGCUCUCCUUCACGAUAGCGGCGGUCGCCUCUAUCUUUUCCGGUGUAUGUUACGCAGAGUUCGGAGUACGGGUCCCAAACACGUCUGGCGGCGCUUACAUGUACAGUUAUGUGACGGUGGGCGAAUUCAUGGCUUUCAUCAUCGGCUGGAACAUGGUCCUUGAGGAGUUGAUAGGAACCUCGGCCUGCGCCUGCGCCCUGAGUGCCUGCUUCGACGCCAUUUGCAACGGGGCGAUAUCGGCCGGGAUAGAAAAGUCGUUCGGCCGCAUAUUAGGUCAGCCUCCGGACUUCCUGGCGUUUGUGUUCACCUGCAUGAUGGGCGGGGUUCUCAUCGCUGGAGUGAGGAAGUCGGUGCAGUUCAACAACAUACUUAACUUCGUGAACUUCCUGGUGUGGAUCUUCAUAGUGAUUGCAGGUCUGUGCUACGCCGACACCAGCAACUGGACGCAACACGGAGGCUUCAUGCCCUAUGGGUGGUCUGGGGUGCUGACGGGAGCAGCCACCUGCUUCUACGCCUUCAUCGGCUUCGACAUCAUAGCGACGACUGGUGAGGAGGCGGUCAACGCUCGCCGCUCCAUCCCUUACUCCAUCGUCAUCUCCCUCGUCAUCAUCCUCAUCGCUUACGUCAGCUCCUCGGCCAUCAUCACUCUCAUGGUUCCCUACAAAGAAAUAGACGAAGAAGCGGCCCUCGUGGAGGCCUUCGGACAGGUCGGAGCCUACAAGUCGAAGAACCUCGUCGCCAUGGGAGCUUUGGCAGGCCUCACCGUGUCCAUGUUCGGGUCGAUGUUCUCCCUGCCCAGGCUGGUUUAUGCCAUGGCAAAGGAUGGCCUCAUUUUCAAGAGUCUGGCCAACGUGUGGAUAGUGACAGGGACUCCUGCAGUGGCCACGGUGGUCUUCGGUCUCGGGGCUGCCAUGGCUGCUUUGUUGAUCUCCCUGGAGGUGCUCGUCGAGAUGAUGUCCAUAGGUACCUUACUGGCCUACACCCUGGUAUCCACCUGCGUCCUCAUCCUGCGAUACCAGCCCCACUCGACAACCCUGCUGGAGAUGUUGCCCGAGAGCAUACGAACGCCCCUUGGCGGCACGCCCGUGCCCGGAUCUCCAACCCGCGCCCUGUCUCACGCAGAACUGACUACUGGGUUAGCUGGACGGCCAGGAGCUACUUCCAUCUCUCCUCAGCAUCUGACGGCGGCGCUGCAGCAGAACGGUGGGGGGAGGAUCACGCCCUCAGGACUUCCGCUUGAUCAAAAAGUGACAGUCAAGCGCGUCAUGAGGUCGUCCCCCGAUUCGGACGACACGGCCAACACGGAGGAAGGGAGCGCAGAGUCCUCCAGGAGGGAGGAUGAUUACAUGGUCAGCGACAAGUGUGAAAACAAGUAUUAUGGAGCCGUCCCUACGUCCGCAGGCCAAGCCAAGUGGUACGACAGUUACGUUGAGACCGUUCAGAGGAUCUUCCCAUCUCUCUUCCCCUGGGUCGAAGAAGGACCAUGCACAGAGGAAACAGGAAGAAGAGUCAUGAAGCUUGUGGGUUUACUGUAUCUGAACAUCCUGAUCUUCGACAUCCUCUUAGCAUGUGAACUAAGUGAAUUGGAAGGCCAUUCACCACUCGUAUCCUUCUUCUGCAUCCUCUUCUUCCUCGGUAUCGUAGGCACGCUGCUUUUGAUUUCAAGGAAACCACAGAACAGGCGAUCCUUGCCAUUCCUCGCCCCAGGUCUACCCUGGGUCCCAGCCGUCGCCAUCGUCAUCAACGUUUAUCUCAUUUUCAAGCUGUCCAUCCUCACGCUCAUUAGAUUCGUCCUCUGGAUGACAAUUGGUUUCAUCAUCUACUUCUACUACGGCAUCAAAAAGAGCGUCGUGGCCACAGGAGACGACGGGGAAAUCGAGCUGCACAUCACCUCCGAUCCUUCUACCCAGCCCACGACCAACACUGUCAGUCCGCCCACCGCCCACAACCUAUCGCCCAUGAGUGCCCAGAACCCGGCACCACAGAUGGCGCCCCAGACCACGGAGCUCUUCACCCCUCCAAGUAACCCAUCCAAGGACCCGGAUGCUACCGGCCAAGUCUAUGUUUCACCUAAUCCGAACAACCCAUUCCGUUUGUCUUAA
Messenger RNA from Macrobrachium nipponense, 2752 nucleotides. RefSeq names its product solute carrier family 7 member 14-like. Gene Ontology annotation, molecular function: amino acid transmembrane transporter activity. Gene Ontology annotation, cellular component: plasma membrane. Lineage: Eukaryota; Metazoa; Arthropoda; Malacostraca; Decapoda; Palaemonidae. Gene Ontology annotation, biological process: transmembrane transport; amino acid transport. The transcript is spliced from 16 exons. The record is from RefSeq and is a predicted model, not a curated record. The coding region runs from base 413 to 2752 and encodes 779 amino acids.